AUGUCGUCCAAGUCAUUGCUUCCUGCAACCUGUCCACCCGAAUCACCCAGCGGACAACUUCGACUCUGCAUUCCUUCUCCUUCUGUCCGUCUCGAAUCAGACCAAGACGCUACAACCACCGCUCUGUCAGAGACAACUCUCUGUCUCCUGAGUGGCUCGCUCGACGAUUUUAUCCUCUUCGCCGGCCAAGAGGCCUCCCAGUGGCUGCUUGACCAGGCACAUGACAUCUGCGAUCCUACCCAUCUCCGGGGGUCGUUAUGGGUUUGGAAGGGGGCAUGGGUUCUUGUCGCUCGCACCGAUCCGUUGAUUGCGUCGACGUAUUUCUACAUUCUCCCCACAAACUUGACAACCCCGCUGUCCAAAAUCAGCCGCCGCGAUGGCAGAUCGAAAGCAUCCAGCAAUACCCGCAACAAUGCCCGCAUCAUGCGUAGUCGCGUACUGGAGAGAGAUGAGCGCUGCUGGGUCACGAAAAACACCGAACCACUCACGAACAGCCACAUAUGCCCGAAGCGCAUGGGAGACGACCUUGCAAGAGGAGUAUUCGAAGCGUUCACUGGACUGCCCCACUCUCCUAACCAGUCUAUUCUCGAUCCUACAUUUGGGCUCUGUUUGACCCUCAAUUUGGACACAUGGUUCUGCAGUCAUGUCUUGGGCUUCCGCUUUGUUUCCCCCAACACUUAUCGAUGUCACAUAUUCAACACCGACCCUCAGUGCUUCUACACAGCGGCUGGCGCUUACCGCCGUAUCCCUCCUCCUCCUUACCUAUUAAUUCAUGGUUGCAUCGCCAGCCCACCAAAUCCAGACCGUGACUCGAUUCCUCCUCCUGGACUCUUGCGCUGGCACUAUUUACAAUGUGUCAUCAAAAAAUUUGGCCAUUCCAACUACACGUCCCUUGCAGGCAUCCAAUUUCCCAACCUUAUGGAGGUCGUCGACUCAGAUGAAGACUCAGAUGACGAGAGUGGAACAGACGAUGAAGCAGAUUGGCCGUCGAAAUCUCUCGAUUUGGGAAGAGCUAUUGAGGCUGAACGGGUAGAAGGUCAAGAACGGCUUGAAUUAGUUGACGAGUGGUUGUUGUCCACUAGCUGA
Mycena indigotica is the source of this 1086-nucleotide messenger RNA. RefSeq lists its product as uncharacterized. NCBI's taxonomy places the organism in Eukaryota, Fungi, Basidiomycota, Agaricomycetes, Agaricales, Mycenaceae. The transcript has a single exon. The coding region runs from base 1 to 1086 and encodes 361 amino acids. The record is from RefSeq and is a predicted model, not a curated record.